AUGAAGGCAAGUGUGCUCCUCGCUAUAAGCGGUGUUUUUGUCAGCACGGAUUCUCCUGUGUCAUCCUUCGACUACACAUCGCCCGUUCCCUAUUGUUUGCUCUUUACAUCCCUCAUGCUCACCAUGAUCGCGAUGAUGACUUCUGGCUCGAGUAUGAUACGUUGGCUGCACGCCGAUCGACACUGGAUUCGAGAACAACUCAAGCAAGGUGGCUUCUUCGUCUUGUCCUACCUAUUGUCGAUAGUCACGCCUAUAUCCUUUGUUGCUUUGUCCCUACAUUGUUUCAUAUUUGCGAUGAUGAUAGCAGGCUUUUCUUCUCAGAGCAUGAUCUACCGCGCCGUCACUGCGCUCUGGCUGGUCACGUACGCUGUCAACGUUGGGACAAUAUUGAUGGAAGCUAUGUGGAAGUAUGCGACAAGCCUCAAUCACACUGGAUAA
This is a messenger RNA of Suillus discolor, 438 nucleotides long. RefSeq lists its product as uncharacterized. The transcript has 3 exons. The record is from RefSeq and is a predicted model, not a curated record. Bases 1 to 438 code for a protein of 145 amino acids. NCBI's taxonomy places the organism in Eukaryota, Fungi, Basidiomycota, Agaricomycetes, Boletales, Suillaceae.